AUAAAGAUUAUAAAUCAAAAAGCUUACCUGUUAUACGGGUUUUAAAUCAGGCAUUUCAUGAUGUUUAUAUAUAUAAAAAUAGUAAUUUAUUAUAUGUACCAAUAACAAAAGAAUCACAACGAGUUUUAAAUAAUAUCACACAAAUAUGUAAGAGUUUUAAAAAAAUAACACGAGAUUUGAUAGAUAAUUUCUGUGGAAAAAAUUUAAUUAAAGAUAUAGUUGAUAAGAAUCUUCAAUUGG
Messenger RNA from Dentiscutata erythropus, 240 nucleotides. The record is from the annotation of a GenBank genome assembly. NCBI's taxonomy places the organism in Eukaryota, Fungi, Glomeromycota, Glomeromycetes, Diversisporales, Gigasporaceae.